Truncatella angustata is the source of this 978-nucleotide messenger RNA. Its product is annotated as ribosomal protein L4 domain-containing protein. Gene Ontology annotation, cellular component: ribosome. Gene Ontology annotation, molecular function: structural constituent of ribosome. Gene Ontology annotation, biological process: translation. The record is from RefSeq and is a predicted model, not a curated record. The transcript has 2 exons. Bases 1 to 978 code for a protein of 325 amino acids. NCBI's taxonomy places the organism in Eukaryota, Fungi, Ascomycota, Sordariomycetes, Amphisphaeriales, Sporocadaceae.
AUGGCAGGAAAGGGUGCGCGUGGUCUCACCGAGGCCUUCAGGGCUCUGAGUGUAUCAUCACAGACAUGUAGCCAGGCUGCGUCGCAUCGGCUACCCUCACUCACGAGGUCCAUGGCCACAGAGGCGCCUCUACCCCAAGCCGCCACCCCAGUCGACAGUCGUUCUGCCUCGAACCUUUGGCACGCACAGCCCACGGUCCCCCUGACCAUCUUCUCCUUCCCGUCCUACGAGCCCCAGCGCCUCGAGUCCUGGUCCUCCAAGCACCUGAACCUGCCCCUGCGCCGCGACAUCCUGCACCUGGCCGUCGUCUACGAGGGCGACAACACACGCCAGGGCACCGCCUCCGCCAAGACCCGCUAUGAGGUCCGCGGUUCCGGACGCAAGCUCUACGCGCAGAAGGGUCUGGGCCGCGCCCGUGUGGGCGAUGCCCGGUCGCCCCUGAGGAGAGGUGGUGGAAAGACGUUCGGUCCCAAGCCCCGCGACUUCGGCACCAAGCUCAACAGGAAGGUCUACGAUCUCGCCUGGCGGACGGCGCUGUCCUACAGAUACCGACGUGGCGAGCUGGUCGUCUGUCAGGAUGGGAUGGAGCUGCCGCUGCCUGCCGAGUUCGAGCAGCUCAUUCUCAACCGCCAGAUUAGAGACGAAGAAUUGAUCGAUGGCUUUAAGGUUCGCUGGAUGCGGCAGGUGAUGGAGCGCAACGAGUGGGGAAAGCAGAACGGUAGAAGCACAAUUAUCACAAACUCUUGGAGGGACGACCUGUUCGCGGCAAUGGACUUGAUCCCCAACUACGGCCGCGCGCUGGACGUGGACGAUGUGGAUGUAAAGGACUUGCUGGAGACUGGGAGGUUGGUCGUCGAGAGGAGCGCGCUUCAGGAGAUGAUCGAGAGGCAUUCGAGCGAUUUGGCGUCGAGUGUGUAUAUGGGAGGCUCGAUCGUCGGAUCCAAGUCGCCAGAGAGCGGCAAGAUCAUCGUCGAGUAG